GGGGGGGGGGGGAAGGGGAAGGGAAGAAGAGGAGCCGGGUCAUGGCUGCGUUGCUGAGUACCUACCCCUGGUCGGAGAGGCUGGAGGGGGAUCCGACCGAGGGGCUGCCCCCCGGGCCGCCCCCGCGGUGUCCUCCUGGGGAAAAAAGCUCCGAAAGUCGAAUCCGCCGGCCCAUGAACGCUUUCAUGGUGUGGGCGAAGGACGAGAGGAAGCGUCUGGCCGUGCAAAACCCCGACCUGCACAACGCGGAGCUCAGCAAGAUGCUCGGCAAGUCCUGGAAGGCUCUGAGCCUCUCGCAGAAGCGUCCCUACGUGGAGGAGGCCGAGCGGCUGCGGGUGAAGCACAUGCAAGACUACCCCAACUACAAAUACCGGCCCCGGCGGAAGAAGCAGGUCAAGCGGAUCUGCAAGCGGGUGGACCCGGGUUUUUUGCUGGGCAGCCUGACGCGGGACCAAAACGCGGUGCCGGAGAAGCGGACCUGCGGCCGGGCCGGGGGGGAGAAAGAGGGGUCGGGUGAGUACCCCCCUCGCCCGGGGCUGCCGGCCGUCCGGGGAUACCGGGAGGCUCCAGGCGGCGGCGGCGGCACCAGCGUGGACACCUACCCCUACGGGCUGCCCACCCCCCCGGAGAUGUCUCCGCUGGACGCCAUAGACCCCGAGCAGAGCUUCUUCUCCUCGCCCUGCCCCGACGAGCAUCACCGCUCCCACCUCGCCGGAGCCACCUACUCUCCGGAGUACGCGGGCAGCUCCAUCCCGUGCAACCAUCACCCUCUCAGCCCCAUGCCGCAGCCGGCCACCUGCAUGAUCCCCCCGGCCUCCGGCUGCCCUCCCCUUCCUCCUCCUCCUCCUCCUCCCAGCUACUACACACCCGCCUUCCCCUCCCUGCACCCCCCUAGCCUCCAUGCCCACCUGGGCCAGCUCUCCCCACCACCCGACCACCACGGCUUUGACACCUUGGACCAGCUGAGCCAAGCUGAGCUCCUGGGGGAGAUGGACCGCAAUGAGUUCGACCAAUAUCUCAACAACCCCGGCCACGGUGACCACCAUGGUGGGGUCUUGGUCAACGGACACGUCUCGGCGUCUGGCAGCUCCCACGCCUCCGAGACCAGCCUCAUCUCCGUCCUCGCCGACGCCACGGCCACCUACUACAAUAACUACAGCGUCUCCUAGAACCUCGGCCGGGGCCGCCUGGACCGGCCGAGGAAGGACCUGACACAGUAUUACGAGGCGUUGCUCCCCGGGGACAUCGCUCAACGCCCCUCAGGGUGACCGAGUCCGAACCACGAGGGCCGUGGAAUCUCCUCGGUGGCGUAGGUAAAGGAUUUCGGUCGUCGGCUCACCGCCGGUGCAAAGCCUCCGGCGCCCUGCUUCCAACGGGGCCGGGGCGGGGGGGGGGAUUUCCCAACGCCAAAGCCCUUUGGCCAAGUCCCUCUUCCAAAGCAGAGAUGUUCCUGGGAGGACGGGGAGGCUGCCCCCCCAUUUCGGGGCACCCCCAGCUCUGCUUUGGAGUCGGGAGGGCGGCAGCAUCCCGCAGACAGCAGGUCUGGAGUCCCGGCAAGGGCAAAACCUCCUGGAAAGGGAAAAGGCAAGGGAUGGGGAGGGGGGGGGGCAGGGAAGAUUUUGGUAAAGGGACGCACGGUCUGCAAGCGUGCUUCGUCCUGCUCUUGGCUCCUGGCGUCGGUGUCGCUGCGGCCAACCGGACCCGCCUGGUUGAACCCCCCCAUCCCCCUGCUCCCAAACCACGAGUCGGGGUCUUCAUCCCUCGGGACACGGAUGGGACACCAGGGAUGCUGCCGGGCUGGCCCCAGGGAUGGAAGGGCUGGGGGGGGGGGGGGCUGCAGGGGGGGCAGCCGUCCCCGAGGGCGCUCAGCCUGUGUGUUCCCGAGGAGGGUAAGAUCUGGGAAGGCAGGAUCCGGCCGGCAUCCACCCCCGCCACGGCUUUCCCUUGGCCUUCCCGCAAAAGAGCUCCCGGAGGAGGGGUGGCGUGAGCUGCCCUCCCCGCCGGGCUGGGAACGGGUCCUGGGAUGAGCGUUUUGGCAAGGAGGGGAUGAUGUAGCAGACAGGUUUUUUUAUCAAAUAUCCUUUGAAGUCGAAUGCUUCACGUUUCGAGCCGCAGUGCCCAAUGCCUCUUCUAACUCCGGCAUAUUAUUGCUUGUAAUAAAGCUGUACAUUGAUUUAUUCCUUCCAUUAUUCCUCCCCUCGGAUUUUGUAUUGCUCGAGUUCUCUUCCUUUUCAUAAAGAUGAAGCUUUAUUUUAAAUCAGUUAUAUGACAUGAUUAAUCUUAGUGUUUACUGUAUGGCACUUGGUAAUGAUUAGUUAGUAGCGUGGCUAUGAUUUUCUGGUUUCAGUCCCAAACAUAUAUUAAUAAUAAUUGCAAAUAAUACUUAAAAAACCCCACAACUUCACAGGUUUUUAAGCUAAUACAUUCCAUCUUUUUUGUGUGACUCUAUGCAUUUUGAAUGAGUGUAGAUAUGAGUUUGCAUAAAAUAUUUAAUUUAAAUAAAUAUGUUUUUAUACGA
Messenger RNA from Aquila chrysaetos chrysaetos, 2518 nucleotides. RefSeq names its product SRY-box transcription factor 7 (gene SOX7). Lineage: Eukaryota; Metazoa; Chordata; Aves; Accipitriformes; Accipitridae. The transcript is spliced from 2 exons. Gene Ontology annotation, biological process: regulation of DNA-templated transcription; anatomical structure morphogenesis; cell differentiation. Bases 42 to 1169 code for a protein of 375 amino acids. The record is from RefSeq and is a predicted model, not a curated record. Gene Ontology annotation, molecular function: DNA-binding transcription factor activity, RNA polymerase II-specific; RNA polymerase II cis-regulatory region sequence-specific DNA binding.